AUGGCGCUGCUGCAGGCGCCGCCGCCGCUGUGGGGGCUCUGCUUGGCGCUGCUGCUGCCGGCGCUGGCGCUGGGCUCCCUGGACGCCGAGGACUCGCCGGGCGGCGCCAACAAGACGACCGACUUCCUGAUCGCCUCCGUCAAGUGGGACCACGUCAAGGACCCCUACAUCAUCGCCAUCUGGAUCCUGGUGGCCAGCCUGGGCAAGAUCGUUUUCCACCUGUCCCACAAAGUUACCAGCGUGGUUCCGGAGAGCGCUCUUCUCAUCUUCCUCGGCAUCUGCCUGGGCGGUGUUGUGUACGCAGCCGACCACAGUGCUUCCUUUACCAUGACGCCAACUGUUUUCUUCUUCUACCUGCUACCUCCCAUCGUCUUAGAUGCUGGAUACUUCAUGCCAAACCGACUGUUCUUUAGCAACCUGGGCACCAUUCUUCUCUAUGCUGUGGUUGGGACCAUCUGGAACGCUGCUACGACGGGCCUGUCACUUUAUGGGGUCUACCUCAGUGGAAUAAUGGGCCAUCUGAACAGCGGACUGCUGGAUUUCCUCUUGUUUGGCAGCCUGAUUGCUGCAGUGGAUCCCGUCGCUGUCCUAGCAGUCUUUGAGGAAGUCCACGUCAACGACGUCCUCUUCAUCAUUGUUUUUGGAGAAUCGCUCCUCAAUGACGCCGUGACUGUGGUGCUCUAUAACGUCUUUGAUUCCUUUGUCGCCAUCGGAGCUGACAAAGUGACAGGUGUGGACUGUGUCAAAGGCAUAGUGUCUUUCUUCGUGGUGAGCCUGGGAGGCACCUUAAUCGGCGUGGUCUUUGCAUUCUUGCUCUCACUCAUCACUCAUUUCACCAAGCACGUCAGAAUCAUCGAGCCGGGAUUUGUGUUUGUGGUCUCCUACCUUUCUUACCUGACAGCUGAGUUGCUUUCUCUUUCUGCCAUCCUUGCUAUAACGUUCUGUGGUAUCUGCUGUCAGAAAUACGUCAAGGCGAAUAUCGCUGAGCAGUCUACCACGACUGUGAGGUACACCAUGAAGAUGCUGGCUAGUGGUGCAGAGACUAUUAUUUUCAUGUUCCUGGGAAUUUCAGCUGUGGAUCCUCAAAUCUGGACUUGGAACACUGCUUUCAUUCUCUUAACGUUGGUCUUCAUCUCUGUCUACAGGGCCAUUGGUGUCGUCCUACAAACCUGGAUGCUGAACUAUUACCGCAUCGUCCCGCUCGGGAUCAUCGACCAAGUGGUGAUGUCAUAUGGCGGCCUCCGUGGAGCGGUGGCGUUUGCUUUAGUUGUGCUUUUGGAUAAAAAUAAAGUGAAAGAUAAAGACCUGUUUGUCAGCACAACCAUCAUUGUUGUGUUUUUUACAGUGAUAUUUCAGGGUUUAACCAUAAAGCCUUUGGUGCAGUGGUUGAAGGUGAAGAAAAGCGAGCACAGAGAACCCAAACUGAACGAGAAACUCCAGAGCAGGGCCUUUGACCACAUCCUAUCAGCGAUUGAAGACAUAUCUGGUCAAAUAGGAAACAAUUACCUGAGAGAGAAAUGGACCAACCUUGACAGGAAAUACAUUAGCAAAGUACUGAUGAGGCAGUCUGCUCAGAAAAAAGAUCAGAUUUUUAAAGUUUUCCAGGAGCUGAACUUGAAAGAUGCCAUUAGUUACGUGGCUGAGGCAGAACGAAGAGGUUCUCUGGCAUUCAUCCGCAGUCCAAGCAUCGAUAAUCCGGCCAUCGUGGAUUUCAGCUUUAUUAAUCAAAUCAAAGGAGAUUCUUCCGUCUCCCAGUUAGUGAGAGACACGGCCAGUUCUGUCUGUCUCGAUAUGCAGGCGCUGGAGCAGAGAAGGAAGAGCAUCCGAGACACAGAGGACAUGUUCACUCACCACACGCUGCAUCAGUAUCUUUACAAGCCCAGGCAGGAGUGCAGACAUCUAUACAGUCGCCAUGAAAUACCUUCCAAUGAAGAAGAGAAGCAGAACCACGAGAUUUUCCAGAGGACCAUGAGGAAACGCCUGGAGUCGUUCAAGAGCGGCAAACAAGGCAUCAGCGUCACCAAGAAGAACAAGAACUUUACGAAAGACCGAGCCCAGAAAAAAAGAAACAGUAAUGUCAUACCAAAUGGAAAUCUGCAUACAGAAGCCACAAGGGAGAAAGACACUGAGGUUCCUGAAGUUGAGAAUGAUUACGAAUAUACCCAGACAGGGCGGGCAAUAGAUUUCCUUGCGAAUGUCACCAGACAGAACUUCACAGACAUCGGUGGUAAGGAGAUGAAGAUGUGAUUUCAGUUCAUCAAUAUUAUCAGAGCACUGUCAGUUCAUAUUUAAGUAAGAACUGAGUGCAGAUUUAUGACUUCAUAAUGGCCACUGAAACAGAAGAGAAUGCAGAGUUAAAUCUUAUGCAUGUUCCACAUUUGAAAUCAAAUGCCUAUUCAGUCCAACGGCUUAAAGCAAGAUUUGGAUUUCCUGAUGAAACGAAGAGGUUAUAUGGCAUUGCAUUUUGCCAUCUCAAACAACAUUUGUUUUUCUGCAUUCAUUUUUGACUCUGGAAGGGAAAGAGAGCUUUGCAACAUGAAAGAGAGAAAAACAGAAAUGAUCUGAUUUUAGAUAGACAACAUGCCAAAAGAUGCCAGUCAAAAAUAUGGGUAUUGGCGUCGUCAGAAGGGCUCCUAGACAAGUUCAGGCCGGAUUUUUUUUUUA
Sphaerodactylus townsendi is the source of this 2664-nucleotide messenger RNA. It is a transcript of the gene SLC9A3, whose product is annotated as solute carrier family 9 member A3. Bases 1 to 2247 code for a protein of 748 amino acids. The transcript is spliced from 15 exons. The record is from RefSeq and is a predicted model, not a curated record. Gene Ontology annotation, molecular function: sodium:proton antiporter activity. Gene Ontology annotation, cellular component: apical plasma membrane; brush border membrane. Gene Ontology annotation, biological process: regulation of pH; sodium ion transport; proton transmembrane transport. Lineage: Eukaryota; Metazoa; Chordata; Lepidosauria; Squamata; Sphaerodactylidae.